CCUCAACAGACAGCUAUUUGGGAUUCAGCCAGCGUUCUCAUGCCGCACAGUUUGGCGCCUGGGCGAUGCAUGCUAGGUCCAUGAGUUUUAAAGUAUGAAUUUCUGGUAGCUUUGUGUACCUUUAGUCAUCGUUUAUUUGCCGUGUGUUUCAGCUACAAGUUUCUGUAUUAGGUUUAUUUUAAAACACUAUUGAAGCGCUACAGUUAGCAGAGGGCGCUUAGCCGGUGCUGUGUUUUAGGCUAAGGAAGGCAGCACAAAACCAAAGCAGGCAAUGACACCGCAAAGAGACGGCACAACCUCUCUCAUUGACAGGACCAUGAAGAUGAGGAGAGAGGAACAGGAGCGCCAGGUUCUCCUAGCCUGGGCCGUUCUCAACGUCUCUCUGGCUGGAAUGAUUUACACAGAAAUGUCAGGAAAGCUGCUCAGCAGAUACUAUAAUAUAACUUACUGGCCAAUCUGGUACAUUGAACUUGCCCUAGCCUCUCUGUUCAGCCUGAAUGCUGUCUUUGAUUUCUGGAAGUAUUUCAAGUACACCAUGGCACCUUCAACCAUUACUAUCUCUCCAGAGCAACAUCGACUCCUCGGCCUCCGCAACUCUGGAAUUCAGGCUUCCCCACCCCAAAAGCCAGAGAAGAAAGAGACUCCGGUGGCUUCCCAGUCAUCUCCACUACAGGGACAGAACGUGCUCAGUUUCAGCCCUGCACGGCCCCCCAGCACCAGUCCAAAGUUUUCCCCCAGUUGUGUGUCUGGGUACAGCCCGCCUCUGAGCAGCCCUUCUACUCCUGGCAGCGGCAGACCUUUUUCUCCUUCUGUGGCAUUUGGCAAGGUAUUGAACUACAGUCCAUCUUCCUCUCCUUACCCGAGCAGCCUGGGCCCAGUAGAAGGCACCAGUCUAAGAACACGCUAUCGCACAUCACCUUCUGUUUUUAGCUCUCCUGGAGGGAAGGAAGACUACAUGGAUGACCUUAAAUCUUUGGAGAAAUUCCUGCGUUCAGAGGAAGAGAAGAGCCACCGAGGCCAUCUUGGGAGUCCAGAGUCGACAUCUCAAUCACACAGUCCAACCUUCUGGAACUACAACCGCUCUAUGGGCGAUUACGCUCAGAGCCUGAGGAAGUUCCAGUACCAGCCAGCCUGCCGCUCACAGGCUCCCUCUGCCCACAAAGACGAAACUGAGCUGGGAUCCAAACAAGCUGCUGAAGAAGUCUGGGCACGGAUCACAACCAGUCGUGUGGUUACUGAUAGCAUUGACAGCUGGACUGCCAAACUUAGAAACUGGAUAAAUGACACCAUUCUGGUUCAUUUGGUUAAAGAAAUAGAAUCCAUCAACAGCCAACUGAGGAGAAUGGGCUGCCCGGAGUUACAGAUAGGAGAGGCCAGUAUCAGCAAUCUGAAACAGGCUGCUGUAGCCAAAGCCUCAGCCAUUCCCACUAUCAACACUAUAGUGCAAUACCUGGACAUCACAUCCAACCAGGAGUAUCUGGUAGAGAGAAUCAAGGAGCUGGCCCACAGCGGCUGCAUGAGCUCCUUUCGCUGGAACGGUGGUGGGAAGCUGAAGAACCGAAAAUGGGACACAGAUCUCCCGACUGACUCUGCUAUUCUCAUGCAUAUUCUGUGCACAUACCUGGACUCUAGACUUCCUCCUCACCCAAAGUACCCAGAUGGAAAAACUUUCACAUCUCAACAUUUCAUCCAGACUCCAAACAAACCAGAUCUUUCCAACGAGAACCUCUUCUGCAUUCACCAGAGCAGCAUCAACCCACCUCACUAUCAGCUUGUCUAUCAAGGCCAUAUCUACAGUCUGCCUAAGGGCAGAAACAAUUUGUUCCACACAAUCCUCAUGUUCCUUUACAUUAUCAAAACCAAGGAAUCUGGGAUGCUGGGAAGAGUCAACCUGGGACUCUCAGGGGUCAACAUCCUUUGGAUAUUUGGGGAGUAAUAGUGCUAUAACCAUGUUAUAACUGAGUAAAUACAACACUGAAAUGCUCACAUUGUGAGUAAUAUUUUGUACUUGGGUGGAUGUGGUUAUAAUUUUAUAUAAGCUGUUUUUCUGGUGCUUUGAGGAAACAUGGUUCUUUGAUUGCUAAAGCAACCGCAGCCCAGCAUCAGCUGAUCUUUGAUCAGUUUCAGCUCUCUACACAGCAAAGUUGUGUUACAGAACCAGCCAACAGAGAAAUUAGUUGUAUUUGGUGUUGUAAAUAAUCUGCAUGUGACAGUAUUGUUUGAUACAAAGUUGUAGAAAUUUUCAGGAUUGAAUGUGUGAAUUUGGUGUAUUAUUUUAUAUAUAUAUCUGUGUAAGUGGUUUACUAGAGCUUUAGUGAGUGGUUUGUUGUAGGCAUGAACAGAUAUUAUCUCUGCUGUAUAUUUCUCACCUCAUUCUUCACAUGCUUAUCAUCCUCUUUAUUAAAACUCUUAGUACUAGUUAGAUAACAAGACCCAAUUGACCUCACUUUUUGCUGGUCUGGAGUUAAUGAAAAUUUUUCCAUAUGCUGCUGUAAGAAAACAUUUCAGUAACAAACUCCCAUGUGCGGUUUUGUCUGUGCUGUGCUCUUUCUCCAGUUAGUCAUCACAACAGAAAGGAGAUUUACUCCCCGAUGCGAGACGAUUAAGAUUUGAUCAUUUAACAGAGAUUAGCAGUUGCUGUAAUUUCCCUUACAGGAAAGGGGCAAUUAUCGUAAUCACACUCUAGAUCAGUUGUUGUGGGUUUUCUUUUUUUUUUUGUGAUGAAUAAAGGUGAAUAGCUCUUUUUUUACAUGUUGACAUUCUACACAGACCAGGUUAUAGAGCAUCUUCAUUAUUUGUCUCUUUUGCAUCUCUUUUAUUGCUUGAUGUUCAGCAAAUAGUGUAUAGGUGUAAACACUCACACGGCUGCUGACCAUCGUUUUGGAUAUCAUCUGCCAAAAAGACCUCUUUUUAUACAGUUCUUAGGAGAGUGUUUUGGCUGUUGUUUUGAUAUGCAAUAAACGAAAUGAACAUUUUUAGA
Molecule: messenger RNA, 2980 nt
Organism: Hemibagrus wyckioides
Lineage: Eukaryota; Metazoa; Chordata; Actinopteri; Siluriformes; Bagridae
Gene: tmem209
Product: transmembrane protein 209
Exons: 15
Coding region: 272-1936 (554 amino acids)
Cellular component (GO): membrane
Source: RefSeq, a predicted model, not a curated record